AUGAUCGAGAUCGAGACCAAUGGCGAGACGGAAAAUGCAUUCGGCAACCCCGACCUCCUCCAGGAGAUGGCCAGCCGAUGGGACGCCCGUCAGCAGGCCGUCCAGGCAAAGCGGCAGCUAGAUGAGACACUGGGACCGCUCCCAACGAACGUUGCCUUCGCCUGCAUGGAUCCAGAGCAUGGCCGUUACCCCAAGCAGCCGUAUGUCGAGACGGCAGACGGCGAGUUUACAAUCGACCCCGAGUACGCCCGCUUUGACCCGCCGGGUACGAUCAAGAAGGGGAACUCAAGCAUGGCUGAGAACUGGAAUCGAUACGCCGGAGCAGGCUGUGAGCGGGCAAAGUGGGGAUAUACGCUCGACGACAAAGAGAGGAAGAUUUGGAAGAAGUAUGCUGGCAACCCAUCCAUCACACCCAGCACAAGCCUUCCCGGAAACAACAAACUCUCCAAGCAGAAGGGGCCAUCCGAUGGCACCUGGGCCCACUGGACGCUGCUCCAGGUUGUCUACCGACAGAAGGAGAUGAUGGGCAAAUCUGUGGCCAUUACCGCCCAGAAGCGAUACCCCAGAGCCGACCUGACGAAGUGGCCUCUCAACACGAACGGGCCAACAACCGACUCGGACUUCCUCGAGAUUUGGGAUGCGGAGACGGCGUCUCUCAUACCCCUUCUCUCAAGAAGCAGGAGAAGGGCAAGAAGGCGAAAGAAAGCCUCGAAGCAGACGGGCAAGAAGGACGCAAACGCCCACCGAUCCAUGGAAGUUGGCACAGAGCUUCUGGACGAUUUGCGCAACACUGUCGCAGGAGCCACAGCCGAAAAGUUGCUCGUUCGGUAA
Messenger RNA from Fusarium keratoplasticum, 831 nucleotides. RefSeq lists its product as uncharacterized. The record is from RefSeq and is a predicted model, not a curated record. Lineage: Eukaryota; Fungi; Ascomycota; Sordariomycetes; Hypocreales; Nectriaceae. The coding region runs from base 1 to 831 and encodes 276 amino acids. The transcript has a single exon.